AUGACUGGCGUUGAGGCUGUGUCCAAUUCAGAACCUGCUGAAGUCGUUGAUUCGAACGUGAAGGACUCGUUCGUCCAGUAUCGGAUUCAGGACCUACUAGAAACCUACUCUGAUAUUCGUCUUAUUCGUCGGGAUGGUAAUUGCUUCUAUCGCGCAGUUUUGGUUGCGCAGAUUGAACUAAUGCUCAACGAUCGAGAGGAGUGUGCAAGGUUCGAACAAAUAAGCCGUGGAUGGCAGGACCGACUUAUCAAGCUUGGAUACCCUGACUUUACUACUACUGACUUUUGCGAAGUGUUUUACAAAUGGAUGACUCCAAUAUGGACUCAUCAGGCGGACAGGAAAAAGAUUUUUGAAGACUUGAACGACGACGGUGAAGCUAACUACCUCAUAAUCUUUUUGAGAUUGAUCACUGCGGGAUUCUUGAAGGAGCACUCGGAGGAGUAUGCACCGUUUAUUGAAGACUGUAGUCUCUCUGAUUAUUGUACUACAGAGAUUGAAUCAAUGUGGAAGGACGCAGACCAUCUUGCCGUCACGGGACUUGUGAACGCCAUAGGUUAA
Molecule: messenger RNA, 558 nt
Organism: Ostertagia ostertagi
Lineage: Eukaryota; Metazoa; Nematoda; Chromadorea; Rhabditida; Trichostrongylidae
Source: the annotation of a GenBank genome assembly